GUUUUGGGCUGCAACAAAGUAAAUGUGUCUAUACAACUAUGUUUUUGUUGACAGUGUAUGCUUUUAAUGUUCCGCUGCGUCGAAAUCCCGGCGCCUUGUUUUGCAGUCGUUGCUUAUGGACAGAUCGGGCGGGAACUUCGUUCUCUACCUCGUUUCGCCUCGUCCUUCCGUUUUCCUUUUCGUUAUCGAUUGCAUCUCCGUGAACGAGGCAGGAACAGAUCCAUCGUGGCUCCCGCAGCGCCGUACGUCGCUCAGACUUCAUGCAGACGACAACAUGCAUGCGAAUAGCAGAUCCCGUCAUGAAGUUUUUCGCGCUAGAGUCACUAAAUAUAGGUGACUAUUUAGUGACUCUAUUUCACGCUGCAGCGUGAGCGGUUCACUCGUGUAUCGCGUCCGUGUUCGCUGCCCUUGACAGCAAUUGACGGCAGUUUCGCUACGCACUGAAAAGGAGGCACGCCGCUGGAACGGUAGCAACAACAACGGAGUGCAUCGGCAAAAAGAAUCGGUGGCAAUGCCAGAAGAGGUGAUCAAACCGUGGCUCGACGCUGACAGAGCGAAACAGCUUCUAAGGACACACUUUGGUUUCAAUGCCGUUUCUGUUCACGAGCUGGAGAGCUACGACGACCGAAACUUUCACAUGCAGCUCGACCCCAGCGAUCCAUCAUUCGAAAGCUAUCCAGAUGGCUUCACACUGAAAGUUACAAAUUGGGUGGAAAGUCAGCAGACCGACUUCUUGGAAUCCUUACAUGCCUUGAUGGAACAUGUCUCUGACACCGUGCCAACGCCGCGACCCAUAAGGACGACUUCGGCACAUAUCUUCGCUACUGAAGUCUUCCCCAUCGGAAACAAGCUCAGUAGCACGAGGAAAGAAUGUGCUGUCCGUCUGUUCAGCUUUCUACCAGGAGCUACGCUCUGCGAGAAGGAAGUCUGGCCGUCGACGUGCCAGCAAUGGGGAUCGUUAAUGGGACGUUUACACGUUGCAACGCAGGGUCUUGAUUUUCCGGGUAUAAGAGACCGUUGGACGCAGUGGAGCCUCUUGAAUGUAUGCAAGAUAGAUCGGCAUUUGCACACAGUCGGUCUGAAUGAUGAAGAGAAGAAAUUGGUAGAGGACGUUCUCCUGGCGGUUCAAGAUGUCUUAACCAGUGUCCAGCGGCUACCCUCAGGUAUCCUCCACGGAGAUCUCAACGAGCAAAAUAUACUGGUUCGCACGGGGAGAGGUGAUGAAGACACGGAAGUCUACGCGGUCCUUGACUGGGGCGACGUACAGUGGGGGCCACGGGUAUUGGACGUGGCCGUUAUGCUUACCUAUGUGGUUCUCGCACCGACGGCUUCGAGGCACUGCUACGAGAACGUUGCCCAUGCGAUGACUGGAUAUAUGCAACACAUGGAUUUGGACUGUAGCGAUCCUUCAAUUUUCAAGACGCUAAUAUGCAGCAGACUGUGCCAGUCCUUGGUGCUCGGAAGAUACGCCAAACUGCUGAACCCGGAUAACGACUACGUGCUCUAUAGUCAACGUCGAGGAUGGAAAGUUCUCCGGAAGCUAUGGAAGACUCCCAUUUCUGAGCUAGUGUCCACUUGGAACAUUGUUCUCAGGGAGAACGGAGUCAAAGAAUUUCUUACGGAUUCUACAGAAGCCUCUUGAGUUCUGCCACUCAAACUGCAUAGUAUCAACUGAGGGAGAAACAUACUCCUUUACAGCCAUCACCGUCAGACCUAGCUGUUACGCGCGAGCGCGUGUGGUCUCCGCGGCUCUGGGUCUGCGGCACUCUGCGCAGACGCCAGCGCCGCGACACGUUGCAACACAGUCGAUGGUGAGCGUGAGUGCGAAGCAGGUCCAGGACUGGGUUAGCUAACCCAGUCCUGGACCUAUGGCUCGGGCUUAGUCUCAAACCCAAACGCUCCGCGGCGCUGACGUCUGCGCCACAUAGCACAGCCUGCGGUAACACUUCGUCUGCAAUAGCACACAAACAUUUGCAUCGGCUAAUCGCACAUAUUCGUGGCAUCAAACACCACUUUCCAAACCACCGCAUCCAGAAUUCCCGUUCUCUUUGUUUUCAGCGGAUUGUGCAAUUUAUAUCACGCGUUUUUACACAGGGAGAACGAGCGUAGACCGUGUAUAGAUUGUAUAUAAGACAAUUCAGGAUAUAUUUUGGUACCUAUAGGCAACUGGAUUUGUGUGUGAGUAAUAAACAUAAGAAACAAAUU
Messenger RNA from Ornithodoros turicata, 2205 nucleotides. Its product is annotated as hydroxylysine kinase-like. NCBI's taxonomy places the organism in Eukaryota, Metazoa, Arthropoda, Arachnida, Ixodida, Argasidae. The transcript has 8 exons. Gene Ontology annotation, molecular function: amino acid kinase activity. The record is from RefSeq and is a predicted model, not a curated record. The coding region runs from base 512 to 1642 and encodes 376 amino acids.